Messenger RNA from Musa acuminata AAA Group (dessert banana), 1313 nucleotides. RefSeq lists its product as uncharacterized. The coding region runs from base 224 to 1114 and encodes 296 amino acids. NCBI's taxonomy places the organism in Eukaryota, Viridiplantae, Streptophyta, Magnoliopsida, Zingiberales, Musaceae. Gene Ontology annotation, biological process: tRNA transcription by RNA polymerase III. Gene Ontology annotation, cellular component: RNA polymerase III complex. Gene Ontology annotation, molecular function: DNA binding. The record is from RefSeq and is a predicted model, not a curated record. The transcript is spliced from 11 exons.
GAUCAAGCCGGAGACGACAGUGAUAAGCCAAAGUUAAUGGGUCCCGCGAUGAAGUAUACCGAAUUCCCUGUAGCAACCCAUCCCACGAAGUCCAUAUAACCAUAAACCCUUCCCUCCGCAUCACUUUGUUGUUCGGUGGGAGGAAGCCACGCCGCCUCUUUCGAUCUCUUCUUUCCCAUAUCAUCGACCGCAACUUCUUCUUCUGAAUCUUAGAAGAUAUAACAUGAAGGGAGAACAGGACGGCCUUCCAAAAUUUCCUGCUCGAAAGAUGAAGUUCACCCCUAAGAUACGUCCUCGGAAGGCACCAAAGCCUCUCACAACUAAAACGGAAACACCUGAAACCAAGGAUGAUGUUGUUGAUAAGGAACUGCUCUCAAAGCUUAACCAUGCGAAGCAGGCUAACGAUGGUCUCAUGAGGAGAUUUCCUAAGAGUGAUAGAAAAGUUGGCCCGUCAGAAGUAGCAUUUGGCCAUGGAAGUUCCUCGUUAGCAAGGUCAUUUCCCAAGGGUCGUGGUACAGGAAUCCAAGAUUCAGAUGGCCUUGAUGUACAGAAAUUUGAGAAAGAAUAUGUCGAGCCUUGGGAUUAUGAUCAUUCAUACUAUCCUUCCACACUUCCCCUAAGAAGGCCCUACUCUGGGAACCCAGAAAUUCUUGAUGAAGAGGAAUUUGGGGAGGCUUCAGCAAGCUUGGGUAUGGAUGAAACUCAAAUUGAUUCAGCCGGGGAACUUGGUCUGAUGGAGAAGAGGGAAGAAACACAAAUGCUCUUCUUUCAGUUUCCUGCAAACCUUCCAGUGCUAAAGCAACCUGCUGCAACCACAAACACUAAAGAUGCUGCAGGCAAGAUAGACCGUGCAUCGAAGAAGGGCUGCAAAUUGGAGGAGCUGCAACCGGGGUUUAUGGGUAAACUAUUGGUCUACAAGAGUGGGAAAGUCAAGAUGAAGCUAGGAGAUACACUGUUUGAUGUUUCUCCUGGUUUAUGCGGUUCAUUCGCUCAAGAUGUCGUAGCUAUUAAUACUAAAGACAAGCGCUGUUGUGUACUCGGGGAGAUCGACAGGCGCGCCGUGGUGACCCCGGAUAUCGAUGCUUUGUUGGACUCCAUCGAUGAUCUUGAUUGAUGUUAACUUUCUAACCCCAAACUUUGAUCAAUUAUGAAUCAACUCCUUCGUAAUCUCAGAGGUGCACAAUCGAAAAAUUAGUUUAUUUUUUUUAUUUAAUCAUAAAUGUAUAACUUUUGGUUCCUGCUUUGCUUACCCACGCAUGUAUGCGGACAUUUGACAGCAUAAAUAAAGGCCAUUAUCAUGCUUUAGCGUGUAA